AACUAUAAAUAUUUUCAUUGUUCUAAGAAACGUUCGAAUUGACUUUAUUUAUAGAUAUAAAUACGCAGCUCGGUGAAAUUUUGUAGUUCACAUUAAGUAUCAGUUCUGGAAGCUACACAAAGAGCAUCAGUGCGCGCGGGAACCCGGUUGAAUCGGUCAUGUUUUCUGCGGUUUCCAAACACAUUAACUUUUCGUAAUAAUAAUUUGGUGAAUAAUAUUUAAAUAAAAUAACUUGUAACGUAUGUGAAGGUGAAGUGUGCUUACAAAUAUUUUUAAUCUAUAAUUUUUAUAAAAAAAAUAUAUCGUGAAAACUUUUUUCAAAAAUGGAUUCCAGACUAUUUUUGCGUGCAAAUGAGACUUAUGACGAUUUUUUUAAUCGAUGUAACAAUUUAUCGCAUUUCGACUGUAGUGAGGAGGAAAUGCUGUGGUGGUUGAUGGGAUCCAGACGUUUACCGUUGAAGGAAAUAGUGCCAAUUAGUAUUGUAUUGGUGGUCAUAUUCCUGACCGGUGUGAUUGGCAAUGCGUGUGUGUGUGUGGUGAUUGUGAGACAUCCUGGUUUGCACACUGCGACCAAUUACUAUCUCUUCAGUCUGGCUGUUAGCGACUUAUUGCUGCUGUUGUUUGGUCUUCCGAAUGAUCUAUCAGUGUAUUGGCACCAAUAUCCAUAUAGUUUGGGUAUCGUAUUCUGCAAGCUGAGGGCUCUAAUAUCUGAAGCUGCAACAUACGUGUCAGUGCUGACGAUAUCUGCGUUUUCUUUGGAGAGAUACCUGGCUAUAUGUCAUCCUCUGCAUCUCUACACCAUGGCUGGUCUGACCAGGGCUUCAAGGAUCAUACUGGUGCUAUGGAUCAUAUCUAUAGUUUGUGCGUCGCCUUUCGCUGUCUACAGUGAGAUUAGUUACCGGGAUUAUCCGCCAAAUUCUGGCAACAUAUCUCUGGAGUCAGCAUUCUGCGCGCUAAUGGCACCAUCUCCUCUUCUAGAACUAAGCAGCAUAUUCUUCUUCUUCCUCCCUGCGAUUCUCAUUCUCUGCUUAUACGCGAGAAUGGGGUAUCAUAUAAGAUCGACACGCGUCAUGGAAAAAACGAAGAUAGGCUUGCUAAACGGACACGUGCACGGCGAGACACGGCAGGCGAAAUCUAGAAAGGCAAUCAUACGAAUGCUUGCUGCUGUAGUGAUAGCAUUCUUCGUGUGCUGGGUCCCAUUUCACGUACAACGUUUGUUUUUCAUCUACGGGUACAAUCUGCCUCAGUUCCAUGUGAUAAAUGAGCAUCUGUUCAAUGUGGCUGGUGCUUUAUACUACGUGUCGGCUACCGUCAACCCGAUCCUGUAUAAUGUUAUGAGUGGCAGAUACCGCAUCGCGUUCCAAGAAACACUUCUCUGCAGGAAAGUCCGAGGACGUCGGGACUCCCGCAUCAUUAAUCUGGAUCACACCAUCUGUAGGGAGGUGACUACACUACCCAGCGUCAACUCGACUCACAUGAAACGAGAAUCGAGAAUUUCCUUCAUCAGUAAAGUCGAUUACGUUAAAGAUCCAACGCCCUACUGUAUCAGCCAAGAUAGGGAUUGCGAAGAACCAGUCUUCAAAAGUUAUUCAAAAACUUGAACAGGUAAUUGUACGAUUUUUCGGUGCCAGGGUUUUCAAUCAAACUGUACAGAAUUAAAUUGAAUAUUGUUGUAAAUACAAACUAAAUAUGUAAACAAAACAUCUGUAGAAUGUUUUAUAAGAAUAGGUUGUUUCACUUAUCAGUACCCUUACUUAGUACGAGUUUGCUUUACGUUUAAAGUAAUCGAAACGAGAGCGUGUUCGGCUCUCUCAUUGGUUGAUUCAUUAGUGCAGGCCAAUCAGAGCACUGAACGCGCUUUCGUUUCGUUUUUGUUCAACGUAAAACUAACUCGUACUAAGGAUACAGUCUCUCUGUUUUAACUAGUUGUGUAUAGUGUCAUUUUGUAUAAAUGUAUACUAGGUUUAAAGCUAAGUUUUAAAUUAAUCAUGUAAAUAUGUUUUUGUACACUUUUAAACAGUACCUAGGUACAACUAUAAAAACAACCUCUUAUUUCCUUGAACUACAUUCAUAAUCCUGUCUUUUAGUUACCAGAAACAACAACCGCGCUCAUUAAAAUAUUUAGUUUCUUGUGAAAAUUCAUCAUUAAAUUAUUUAGACAAUGGACGUAAUAUUCUGUGGCAUUAAUAUUAUUUCUCUUUAAAGGCUGUUUGCGUAAACAAGCUUUCCAUCAAGUAGGCUUAGCAUGGCCGUUUGGACAAAUACAAAUGUUUCAAGUUCAUUACCGGUAGGGUAUUGCCCUUUCAAAAAUGAUUAAAUGAGCCCUUAUUUUGUUUUAAGGGAACGUUACUUUCACUUUGUUUUUGAUCCGUGUUACAAAAUUAUAUAGACAAACUUGAUUAAUUCAAUAAAGAAAUGAUAUUAUUAUGUCAACUGCGCUAUAAGUCGAUUCAGUACACCUAUGGCUACUAUCUCUGUCUGUACCUACUGAAUCAAUCUCUAUUUUAUUACUGAUACAUACAUAGAUGUAAAAGUAACCUAAAGACGUUAUUGGAGAACGUUUUAAUUCCGUUAGAUUCCACCAAUUAAGAAUCAUCUAAAAAAACAUAGAGAUGUCAUAACUGAAUUUUCCUUUAACAUAAUGCGUGACAAUUUACGGGGAGCGGGGGACGUUACAAACUACGCCCCUCUCUAUUUUCCAAUAUGCAGUCUCUCACACCUUUUUACUUACAAUAUCAUUGAGCAGGACCCAUUAAUGUUACAAAGCACAACCAUAUUAUGACAUCUCCUCUUUGUACUUGCUUCAUGUAUACAUAUAAGUAGGUAUCUUAACAAAAAAAAUAUGAUAAACUCUCAAGUAGAUCACGAUUGAAAUCUCCCCGUUUAAAUAAGAAACUUAUUAAGAAAGUUACAAGUGUACUUUAAAUUAAAUUAUUUCUCCAAACUUAUGUUGUUUACAAACUUUUCCCGGGAGUAUUUUUGUUUAUCGGGUUAUUUAGGGCUUCAUCCAAAUUAAUUAAGUUAAACUUUUCAUUAUCUGUAAAUUUAUUACGGCUAAUAAAUUUUAAAAAUGUUGUUUCUAAUACUUUUGUAAGAAAUUUAUUUAGUAUACAAUGUUUCAAACUUUCUCUGUAUAUAUUAAUACUGAUUGAACAAUUAUGUAUAAAAUUACCUUUACAUAAGGUUGUUCUAAAAUUUUCUUCCACGGCUUUAAUGGGAGGUAGUGUUAUGCUUGAAAAUUACAAUAGUGAAGAAAUUUGAGAACAUAAAGAAGUUAAAUGAACAUUGACUCUACUCUGCAUAAAGUGGUUCACAAUGGUUAUCAAUUGUUUUCAUUGACGAAGCGACCAUAACAAACUUAAACGCAGUUUUUUUUUCGUAUGAAUAAUAAACUCAUUAUCAAUAAUUUAUAUUUACUAUUAUAAUCUUCAAACACAAAACUACUUCCCAUAAAGCCCAUUAAAGUGGUAGAUACUUUUACAACUCCUUAAAUGUUCAUAUUAACCUUGUUAAAGGACAUUAGUCUUUCGUAUAGAAUAAAUAAGUUAUACUUUUAAAAUAAAGUGUAGUCAAUACAAAUACAUAAGUAAAUGUAAAUUAAGUAGCUACUAAACAAAAGCGAAUUAAAUCCGACGAUAUUUAAUAAAAUAAAGAUAGAAUUAAAAGUUAAAACUAAUAGGUAUAGCGAUUACAAGUAAGUUUAAUAUUUUGUUAAAUUAAUUAAGUUUAGUAAAUAAGAUUUAUGUGUCUAUUAAAAUAAAGUAGAAUUUUAUUUUGUAAGUAAAUUAUUUAUUUCUCUAACUUAAGUUAAUUUAUUUGUAAUACAGUCUUAUCUAAGGUAGUUUGUAUGUAACUGUUACUUUCAUUGUGCAAUAUUGCUGUAUUUAUGUUGGUGACACUUAAUAAAUAAAUAAAUAACAUUAACUGCCGCACUCGAGAAAUUUAAUGAUCACUUAAACUGUUCCUUAUUAACUAUUUUGUAUCGAAAACAAUUGCUGAGGACUGGGUUAAGGAACUAUUAAAUGACUUUGAGUAUGGCAGGAAUAAUUAAGAAUUUAUAAGGAAAAUUUUUGAGGAAAAUACUAACAAUUUCAUGAAUUUCAAUAGCCUUUUUUCUGUACCUAGUAGUUAUUAGAAAUAUCAACUGAAAACAUUUCUACUUUUCGAUUUUCUUUGACUGCCUCGUUGAGAGGUAGUAAAUACGAUUGUCGUUCAAGACUCCGUAAAAGACUGUCUUUAGGUCUUUUUGUCAGUUCUUGGAAAAAAUAUUAGUAAUGAAUGAGUCUAUGAUUGUACUUAGUACUUAUAGGGCAAUAGACUCACUCCUAUUACAUGUGAAUCAUUACAUAACUGAAUUUUCGGUAAUACUUAGAUGAAAAUACUGACACAUGUAACUUAGAAAUAACCUAUUUGCUUUCCUAAUAAAUAGAAUAAAAAAUAAAGAAAUAACUAGCGAAAAGUGGAUGUUAUAUAAAUAUGUAUAUGUAUAUGUGAACUCGUUUUAUCUCCAUAUGUAAACAUAUCUCUUUAUUCAGAAAACUCUUAUGAGAUACAAAUUAUUAUGUCGUGAAAAACGGCCUAGUUGAAAACUUUUUAAUAUAAAGUUGUUGAGUCUUAGGUUCUGACAGUUGGCAAAGUUGAAAUCAUCUUUUUACAAAAUUAAUCAUGUUUUUUGUUUAUCUCAGAGACAUGACAUAAAUAAUAAAUAAUUUCUCGAAGCGAAACUUGACGACCUACAUUUGAGAUUCAGUUUAGAUGUGUCCUAUAUUGGAGAGACACAAACUGACAAACUUUCGCACUUAUCAUAUUAGUAAGAUAUACCGAAUAAAAACAGACUUAAAAGAAAGUUUUCUUCUUCAAAUCAGAGUGGUACCUAGCAAUUUCUUAACUGAUACAAUGAAAAGGUUUUAUUUUAAAAUAGAUUGGCUUUAUUCAAGAUCAGGGCGCUUACUCUUGAAACCAAUGGUCAAUGCAAUUUCAAUCCAAUAAAGUCUCAAUAAUUAUUAAAUGUCAAAACUACGCAACCCUAAUCAUAGCUGUCAAAUGCUAUUCAGAGUACGGAAUAUAAAGCUAAAUUCAAUACCAUUUAGUUCAUUCAAUAUCCACGCAAUACGGAUGCAAUGGGCGCUAGUGUUGCAACUUAAGAGUACGAAAAUUUCACAAUAUCAAUGUCGAUCGAUCGGAAUUGGAUUCAAGAGUAAGCCCCCGGGUACAAAAAUACUUGAAUUCGUAAAAGAAAAAGUGCCCGAGGCAGCUGACUAACUUAAGUAGCUGUACUCGACAAGGUACUAAGGAAUUACCAACAUAAAACAAAAGUACUAAGAAAUAAAUAUACCUUACUAUUAAUAAACUUAAUUCAGAUGAAUGUAAGAGCUUUACAACCUGAAAAGGUUUUCAGUAGCUGGGGAUUUUGAAAUUCAAGGAAAAUUUAAAAAUAAAGUUUUUUUUUAAACCAUAGAAACCCUUUAGUUUUAAAUCAUGUUAGUCUCAAAAGAGAAUCUCAUUGAGACUGUUUUGGUAGAAAUCUUGAAGUCUUUUUAUUUAAACUAUACCUACAGGUGACUUUGAAUUCAACGUAUUCCUCUCGGGAAGUGAUAAUACAGGUAAUAUUUCUGAGAGAAAUACGUCGAAUUUAAAGUCACCUGUAUAGUCACUAAUCAGUGCAGCUAUUUACUAAGCAGGUAAAGAAAAUAAAGGUUGACGGAAUACAGAAAAAGUAGCUAUUACUAUAUUUAUACUAUAUUAAUAUUAUAAAGCUGAAGAGUUUGUUUGUUUGUUUGUUUGUUUGAACGCGCUAAUCUCCGAAACUACUGGUCCGAAUUGAAUAAUUAUUUUUGUGUUGGAUAGUGCAUUUAUCGAGGAAGGCUAUUGGCUAUAAAACAUCACGCUAUGACCAAUAGGAGCCGAGCAGAGCGGGUGAAACCGCGCGGAAGUAGCUUGUUAAAAUAUAUAGUUUUUUACUAAGCCACAUCUAAUGUAACUUUAGGGAACAGCGAGUAAAGUUCCCUAAGCAAAGGAGGAUCCUCCGACCAGGCGAGGUGAUCGUGCCUGGCGGGCUUUCUGCCCAACUGUUGUUCGUUGGGAUUUUCUAUCCGUGUUAAUUCGCAUGUAAACUUCGUAUGUGCGAUGCAGGAUAUUUAUGACGUCAUCCGUUGAUUUGCUCGUCGAUAGUCUAUGUGCGACUACUGUCAUCUGUCACUUGUCAGAUUGUCGCCACAUAACCAUUGGUCGGUUCAGCAGCCAACCAAUGGUUACAUUCUCAUUCAAUUAAUGAAUCUUUAUUUUCUUACCUGCGUAUUAAUUGGACUGCACGCCACUGAUAUUAAAUAGCUGUGCUGGCUCUACCUAGGUACUUUAAAAUUAAAUUGUGUAAACAUAAAUAAUAUUUACAAAGCUACUCUUUUCAACUGAAAAUAAGCCUUUGAGUAGUCAACAUAAUGUGUUUAAAGAUGUAACAAUAAACAAAAACCAGUAUAAACAAAAAUUUUAUUUAUAAAAUUGUCUUGUUGUUAACUGUUCAAUCGAUUAGUAAAAAUUAUAACGUUUUAAAAAAUCCACUUCAUGCUCAAGCAAUUUCAAUCAUCUUCUAAAAUGUCUUAAGGGAAGUAGAACAAAAACUAUUUCUAGAUUUGUAAGUCAUUUAACACUGUAAGUACUAGUCUAUGUACCUAUAAUAGAUAUUUAAAUAAUUUUGAUAUGUACCUAAAUGUAAAUUGUGUAUAAAAUACAAAGGAAAACUCCAA
Molecule: messenger RNA, 6743 nt
Organism: Spodoptera frugiperda (fall armyworm)
Lineage: Eukaryota; Metazoa; Arthropoda; Insecta; Lepidoptera; Noctuidae
Gene: NGR-A25
Product: neuropeptides capa receptor-like
Exons: 7
Coding region: 324-1601 (425 amino acids)
Biological process (GO): neuropeptide signaling pathway
Cellular component (GO): plasma membrane
Molecular function (GO): neuromedin U receptor activity
Source: RefSeq, a predicted model, not a curated record